Messenger RNA from Entrophospora sp. SA101, 561 nucleotides. The record is from the annotation of a GenBank genome assembly. NCBI's taxonomy places the organism in Eukaryota, Fungi, Glomeromycota, Glomeromycetes, Entrophosporales, Entrophosporaceae.
AUGGCAAACCUUGAAAAAAUAACUAGUGAUCAUGAAAAGAUGAUCAGGAUGUUAAAGGAUGCUAACAAGAGACUUGAACGGGAAAUAGCUAACUCUUCAGAAAUUAGUCCCAAAACAAAAGAAAAGUUCACCAACAUAAACUUAUUUGUAAUUCAACUAAUUGUGUUGAUACCAUAUUCACCAAAAAAUGAUAAAAGUGUAGAUGAUUUUAUUAUAACCUUACUAAUAUUUAGGAAAGCUGUUGAUGAUUCUGCUAGAAUUCAAAUAUUGGAUCAUAAGAACAAACCUUUCCUAACAAUGAGAAACGUUUCAAAAUUUGAUAUUCAUUUGAGCGAAUUAAGUGAAUUAGCUAAAUCAAAAGCUUCAACAAAAAAUUUAAUAAAUUUGAUAGAAUUGCUAUAUUUUAUAAAAAAUAUUAUUAAAACAAUAAUAUGUGAUAAAAUUAGACUGAUAAAUGAGUUUGUUGAUCAAAAUAUACAGAGUAUAGCAUUCACCACAGAUUUACCAUCGCCACCAUCAAAUAAUAGUGUAUUCACUACACUUAACACUCCUACAUUUUAA